Molecule: messenger RNA, 1169 nt
Organism: Beta vulgaris subsp. vulgaris (sugar beet)
Lineage: Eukaryota; Viridiplantae; Streptophyta; Magnoliopsida; Caryophyllales; Amaranthaceae
Exons: 1
Coding region: 513-992 (159 amino acids)
Source: RefSeq, a predicted model, not a curated record
AAACACAUAUUUCGUUACAUAUUUUUAUUAUAUAUUUUGCUCAAAUGUAAAAAAUAUAUAUUUUUCUCAAAUGUAGAAAAUAUAAAAUGUACAAAAAAAUAUUGAGCACCUGAUUCUAAAUUCCCCUAAUAGACUAUAAAUGCUUUAUAUCUUGCAAGUUUCAAGUGUAAACUAAUUUAAAUAUGUUCACCAAAAAAAAAAAAAAUUUAAAUAGGUUGGACCUAACUCUACAUAAUUGGGCUCUGCUUAGGUGUUAGCACACCAACAUACAAUAGCUCUCAAAUAAACACCUCACUAUGCAACAUCUCCUCUAAUGUUCUACGCCAAUAUGCAACCAUCUUUUGGCAUCUUAGAGAAGCCAUGUUUCAUUCAAUUUCCACAAAAGACAAACCAACACAAUUACACAACUACACAAGAGUACUAGAGUCUAGAGUAGACUCCUCAACAAUUCAAACAUCAUAUAAAUAACAAUUCAGAUACUCCAACAAAAACGACUUUGAUCAUACUCAAAUAUGGCAUCAUCAAUAGUUCUCCUAUUCUCUCUCCUCACUUUCCUUUCUCUCUCCUCCAUUACCACCGCUGAUGACAAACUAUCAGCAUACGAUGCCUUACAAACCUUCAAUUUUCCAAUGGGAAUUCUUCCAAAAGGAGCUUUAGGCUACGAUUUAAACGAAAGAAAUGGAAAUUUCAAGGCUUUUUUAAAUGGGAGUUGUAGUUUUUCGUUAGAAGGUUCUUAUCAACUCAAAUACAAAUCAACAAUUAGUGGUGUAAUUUCCAAGAACAAGCUCACAAAUCUCAGUGGUGUAACUGUUAAAGUCUUCUUUUUAUGGCUUAACAUCGUUGAGGUGAGAAGAGUCGGUGAUGAACUUGAAUUUUCUGUUGGAAUUGCUUCUGCUAAUUUCCCAAUUGAUAAUUUUUACGAGUGUCCGCAAUGUGGGUGUGGGCUGGAUUGCGAUAAUCGCCUUCAAAAUGAUCAGGUUUCUUCGAUUUGAGAAUUUUUAGGGGUUUUUAUUUUAUGGUUGGUGUUUUUGGGGGGUUAAUUUUAGUGGGUUUUGUUUGGUUUUGUUAAUUGUUGAAUUUGUGGAUUAUUUUGAGGUUAAUUAAUCCCUUUUCGUAUGUAAAUUUGGUGGAUGAGAAAUCAAGAACUGUGACAAAUCUGUUUUUUUUUU